Molecule: messenger RNA, 879 nt
Organism: Camellia sinensis
Lineage: Eukaryota; Viridiplantae; Streptophyta; Magnoliopsida; Ericales; Theaceae
Product: protein PLASTID REDOX INSENSITIVE 2, chloroplastic
Biological process (GO): regulation of gene expression
Source: RefSeq, a predicted model, not a curated record
AUGGGCUGUUCAAGAAUGGGCCUGGGCCCUCUGUAUAAGCCUUUGUUGCGUACAGCUCUUAACAUACACCCACACCACACUGUAUACAGCAGCGAAGACCACUGUAUGGCACUCUACACUUCCUCUCUCACUCUCCCUUCAAUUCCCGCCAAAAUUCCAAGCUCUAAUGGCUGUAUCCUACGCACCUCCUGCGCUAUCCUACACCAUCCUUCUUCAACAGCUUCUGUCUCUUCGAAACUCGUCCCUUCAAAGACCUUCUCGAACCUUCUCAGGGCCACACCACCUCAGAAAUACGUCUACCCUGAUCCAAUCCCCGAAUUCGCAAUCUCUGAAACGCAGAAAUUCAGGGAUGAGCUACUGAAGAAGCUAUACAAGGACAAGGACACAUUUGGGGAUGAUCUCCAAAUCGUCGUAAACGUUUGCGCUGAGAUUUUUGGUGAAUUUCUGCACAAAGAGUACGGAGGACCUGGGACAUUAUUGGUGGAGCCUUUCACAGAUAUGUUGGUUGCACUCAAGGAGAAGAAACUUCCUGGAGCCCCGUUGGCUGCUCGGGCAUCUCUAUUAUGGGCACAAAAUUAUGUUGAUCAAGACUGGGAAAUUUGGAACUCAAAGCUGCCCAAGUGAUCAUCCCUAAAUAUUUCAUUUAUGACCAUGAACAUUGUAAAGCUUAUAUGAAAAAUACAAAUUCUAAUUUCGAAUCUGGGUAAUGAGAAAAAUCCCGAAUCCAUUGCUCAGGCAUCUCUAUUAUGGGCACAAAAUGAUGUUGAUCAGAAUUGGGAAAUUUGGAACUCAGAACCGCCCAAGUAACCAUUCCUAAAUCUUUCAUUUAUGACCAUGAACAUUGAAAAGCUUGAAGGCAAAGUGUAAAUUCUAAUUUCA